Messenger RNA from Anolis sagrei ordinatus, 2310 nucleotides. It is a transcript of the gene MNMIP1, whose product is annotated as SH3 domain containing 21. Gene Ontology annotation, molecular function: protein binding. Gene Ontology annotation, biological process: cell migration; actin filament organization. The record is from RefSeq and is a predicted model, not a curated record. NCBI's taxonomy places the organism in Eukaryota, Metazoa, Chordata, Lepidosauria, Squamata, Anolidae.
AUGCAAGCGCUCAAGGACCUUGCGGGAUUUGCUUCCUGUGUUAACCAGCUUGGUGGCCUGAGAGACGACAGAAGGUCAUUCAUAAUAGUCCAUUUGGAGGCAUCAAGCCCUCUGAGCAGCAAAAGAACGGAGAAGAGGCCCUCCCUUUCGUCUUCCUUCUGGGGAACCUGCCUCACCUGUUUGGGCCCGUCCCCCUCCCUCCCUGCCUUGUGGGCCAGGCGUGUCCUGAGGGCCUUUCCUCUUUCCUCAUCCCUCACAGCCUCCCACUUCACCCAGGAGAGGCCAGUGAGCGGAAUCCCUGCUGAAGGAGAAGGCAAAAUGGAGGUUUUGGUCCUGGUGGACUUUGAGGGCCGGCUGGGCGAUGAGCUGAAGAUCACAGCCGGAGAUGUCAUCCGCAAGGUCCACCCGGGGCCAGAGGAGGGCUGGCUGCAGGGUGAACUAGGUGGCCAGGUGGGCCUCUUCCCCCAGCAAUUUGUGCAGGAAAUCCCAGCCAGCCUCCGGUCAGAUGGUACCCAGAGAUUCCCACGAUCGCUCCGCAGUGCCAAUGCGGCAAAAAAGUCGGCAAUGGGAAAGCAACGUUGGUGUCGGGUCCUUUUCCCUUAUGUCCCAACAAAGGAGGACGAGCUGGAGCUUAACACUGGGGACCUGGUGCAAAUCCUGGAAGAGAUUGAAGAUGGCUGGUGGCUGGGCAAGAAGCGGAGCCAUAUGGGAGUCUUCCCCUCCAACUUUGUGCAGGAGCUGAGCGGCCCAUCGCUAGACACCCCUUUUCUGGAGGUCAAAGGAGGUGCAGCCAAACAUCGGCCCAAAAUGACCAAUGAAACCUUCCUCCUGAAUGAGUCCGAGAUGAUGGAGAGUCCAUUGGAGAAAUCAGCAACUUCUCCUUCAGAGCCAGAGACUCCCAAAGUCCAGACCCCGCAGGAACGGGCCCCAAGCAACGAUGUGCCUCGAUACUGUCGGGCCAUGUUUGACUUUGAACCGGAGCAUGAAGACGAGCUGCUCCUCCGCAAAGGGGACCUGAUUCUCCUGCUGAACAAGGAGACUGUGGACCUAGGCUGGUGGGAAGGAGAGAGCCGGGGCAAGAAGGGCCUCUUCCCAGACAACUUUGUCAUGCCACUGACCAACUUGGAUCCUGAGAUCAGAAGUAAAGUGCCAGUGCGAAAGAAGGAGGCUGACAAAGCAACCAAAGGAGCCAAAAAGCCCUGCCAAGGCAGCAAGGUGGAGAUGAGACCCUUUGGAGACCUCCUCAAAGACUCUAAGGAGCAGAAGAAGAUGGAGACACCCAAAGCGAGUCCCUUCCCGGCCAAGAAGGCGGCCCCUCCCCCGCCCCCUGUUCCGGCCAAGGCCAAGCCGGCUUCCGCCGUGCCCCAAAAGUCCACCAAUGCCCCUGUUUCCUUCCCUGCCACCCUUGUGGGAAAGGCCAAAGCCAAAGGGACAGAAACCGACACUUUGGAUACAGUUGUGACUCCUGGGGCCAAACUGACCCAUCCCACAGCCAACCGCCCCAAGAUGCCCGGCAAGAGGCCUCCCAACCAGCUGGUUGAGAAAGGAGCUGUUCACCCCUCAGCAGAAAAUCCCCAAAACCCUGAGCAGCGGUCCCCCCAUCCAGUGUCUGAAACCCUUCCAAUUGAGGAAUCAUUGACAUCUGUGGACGACUUCAAGGCUGAGCUCCAGACACUGAGGGGCCUCAUGGACCUGAUGCAAACCCAGCAUCGGAAAGAAAUGGAAGAGUUGAAGGCAGAGAUGAGCCAAGAACAGGCCAAAAGGGAAGCUUUGCAGGCUGACAUUGAGCACUUGAGGCAAGUGCUGGCCAUUCCAGGGCUGAUGUACCAGGCAUCUAAGAAGCCCAGCCCUGCUCUGAAUCUGGAUCUGGCGGAUCCCCAGGGCUCGCCAUUCACUCAGCAUUCAUUCAUGGUUCCCACCAAGGACUGACCCAGUUGGGCAAAGAUACCUUCAUUUCCUGGACCACGUUGGAUCUGAGGAGGGGCAGGAGCAAGAAGACCACAGUGGUCCAUGGACAUUCAAGGCUAAUGCCACUUUCUUGGAUCCUUUGGGAGUCACAAAUGGAAGGCUCCUUCCUGCAAGAGGGUCUCCUGGACUCAACUCUCAAGUCUCCAUGGCAUCUGGACUAGGCUGAGAUAGGAAAAAGACCAUCAUAGGAAGUUGGGGAGAUACAUCUCCAUGUUAAGCUCCUGCAGCUCCUCCCCAUUGGAAACUCUUGGACAGAAACCCAUUGUUAGCCCCAUGAAAUGAAUAGAAUUUGUCCACCUGAUCAUGUAGUAGGUCUACUCUAAUCAAGAUGACUCAAAUCCC